This is a messenger RNA of Drosophila ficusphila, 1696 nucleotides long. Its product is annotated as progestin and adipoQ receptor family member 3. Lineage: Eukaryota; Metazoa; Arthropoda; Insecta; Diptera; Drosophilidae. The coding region runs from base 266 to 1285 and encodes 339 amino acids. The record is from RefSeq and is a predicted model, not a curated record. Gene Ontology annotation, cellular component: membrane. Gene Ontology annotation, molecular function: signaling receptor activity. The transcript has 5 exons.
UUUCAGUUGCCAGCAGGUUAGCAAUCGCAACGGUUUACUUUAAUUCCGCGCUCAGUUGAAAUAUUCUCCAAGGAGUCGCGAAAAACUUGAAAAACAUUGUUUUGAAAUGCCCAUCUUGGUGUCCUUAAUGUGUUGAAAGUUAAUAAAAAAUUUCAAAAUAGCUGUGAAAAAAACAAAAAAAAACUUAGAAAACAAAAGAUUACCAAACGGUUAAGCUUAUUGUUUAAAAUUCCUACGCUUUUCACCUGUUGAAAAAUUCACAAAAAUGGAAACAACAAUUGUUACCACAACAACAACCGAACUUAAUUGCAUUAUUCGCGGCAGCAAAAAGAAAGAUAUCGAUGGCCAACUGGUUGCGGAUGCUGCGGACGCAUCGCAUCAGUUUCCGUCCAACGAGGAGCCCAAUAUUCUGGGGCAUGGACCCAACUACGACGAGAAGUUGUCCAAAUUCAAAUGGCUGUGCAAUUUCGAUGAUGCACCCAGUCACUUGAAGUUCAAUCCGUACAUCCGCCGCGGUUACCGCACAUUCCUCUCCAACAAGCUGUGCCUGCAGAGCAUUUUCUGGUGGACCAAUGAGACGAUCAAUAUCUGGAGCCACUUGGCUGGUUGCAUCCUUUUCAUCGGCCUGACGAUCUUCGACCUGCAAUUCCUGCGCCAGCACGCCUCCUUUAGCGACCAGGUCCUGGUGGUCUGUCUCCUCGUCUGCUUCUGUCUCUGCAUGCUGAUGUCCGCCAUCUACCACAUAUUCUCCUGCAAGUCGGAGGAGCACUACGAGAUAUUCCUGUCGGUCGACUUCCUGGGCAUCUCGCUGUCGCUGGUGGCGAUCUACAUCAGCGGCAUGUACUACGCCUUCUGGUGCCACACCUUCCUGCGCACCCUCUACUCCACCAUUGCCCUCGGGAUGUUCGGCCUUGCGAUUGCUGUCCAGAUCCCCCGCUUCAAUGUCUCCAUGAACGCCAAGGUGGCGGUGCUGCUGCUCUGGUCCGCCUACGGGAUCAUCCCGCUGGGUCACUGGGCGGUGGCGAUGGGUGGCUUGGAGAACGAGCUAGUCAGGCUCAUGGUGCCCCGCAUUGUGGUCAUGUACUUGCUCUGCCUCAUCGCGUUCGUUUUCUACGCGGCCAAGAUCCCGGAGCGCUGGUUCACCGGAAAGGUGGACUUCGUGGGCCACUCGCACAACUGGUGGCACCUGAUCAUCGUGGCGGCCUUCUACCACUGGCACAACACCGGACUGGUCUACGCCGAGUACAGACUGAACAACGGCUGCAGUGCUCCGGUUCUCGCCUGAGAUUCAAGAUUCGAGAUUCAAGAUUCAAGAUUCGGAGGAGAUCGAGGUUCCAAGAAACGGAAAUGGAUGCGACGAACGGAACCGGGACUCUAGUAGAUUCUAGCAUAGUGUAAAUAGUUUAUGGGGCGCUCUUUAUUCGCUAUUAACUAAUAUUUAGUUGUAGUUGUUGACCGAUAUGAUUAAUUUAUGUGUAACUUACCGAUUAGUAAGGGUUUCGUGUUAGUCCAUCCAAAGAGUUGGCAUCACACGAGCGGAAGAAUGGUUUCUCUCUAUAUAUUUCCUAAUUCAAUUCGUUUUAAUAUACAAUGUCUAUGGAGUUGCAUGUGUCUUGAGCUGAAGCUGUGUUAGUCUUGUUGACUCGAUUUUUACAAAUACUUUCAAUGCAAAUACAAUAUCAAAAGUACAAAACAA